CUGGUUAGUAGAGAGAGAGAGAGAAAGAGAGAGUGAACGAAGCUUCUUUUAGAGAGAGAAACUCAAGACUGGAGAAUUAGGGGUUUUUCGCUCUGCUGAAUCCGCGCUGUAUGUGUUGACGGACCUUUUUAUUCCGAGUUUUUGAGGAAGGAGGAGGGAGCUUUGAGGAUCCUUAGCCUUUCUACGCCUCAGAUCUGAACGCCAGAUUGAUGGUUGCUUCGGUCUUCAGUAGGCAAAUGGCUCUUUCGAUGUAGAAAUUUGGAUACGUUCACUUUCUCUCUUCCUGUGUUCUGCCAUCAUCUGUUUUGUGAUAUCAGUGAUUAUUUUUGGUUCGCACCUGUGUGCCUCUUUUAUGAUUGUUUCUGGAUUGAGUGACUUUUUGGCUCAAUCACAAUCGGCUUCUGAGUUGGGCUCUCGAUUGAGAGUGCGGGGUAGGCUACUCUCUGCUGUUUCCAUCUCUGUUGCCGAUUGUGAGAUCUGUAUUUUCCGUCUUGUCUUCUCAUGUCUCCUAACCUAGACAGCCCUGUUCAGACCCAAAUGGCCGUGGUACCUUUACGAAGCCCACUUGUUGGGGAAUACCCAGGAAACAAGAGGAUGGAAGCCAAACCUACUACUGGAAGGAGACGUGUAUUCGUGCAAACUGAUUCAGGCUGUGUUCUGGGUAUGGAGUUGGAUCGCAGUGACAACGCACAUACUGUGAAAAGGAGAUUGCAGAUCGCUCUCAAUUUUCCGAUUGAGGAGAGUUCCUUGACUUUUGGUGAUAUGGUCUUGAAGAAUGACCUAAGUGCGAUUCGGAAUGAUUCUCCUCUUCUUCUGACUAGGAACACUUUGCAUAGAAGCUCAUCAACACCCUGUCUUUCUCCCACUGGGAGGGAUAUCCAGCAGAAGGAUUGGAGUGGCCCUAUUGAGAUAUUGGGGAAGUCUACUAGCUUUGCCAAGACCAAACAAACUGUCAAGGAAAUUGUUAAGGCAAUGAAAGCAGGAGUUGAACCCCUUCCCGUCCAUGGUGGACUUGGAGGGGCUUAUUAUUUUAGAAACAGCAGAGGCGAGAGUGUUGCCAUUGUGAAGCCAACAGAUGAAGAACCAUAUGCACCCAACAAUCCGAAAGGAUUUGUUGGCAAGGGUCUAGGCCAACCGGGUUUGAAAAGGUCUGUUAGGGUUGGCGAAACGGGAUUCAGAGAGGUUGCUGCGUAUCUUCUUGACUAUGAUCAUUUUGCUAAUGUGCCGCCAACCGCAUUGGUGAAAAUCACACAUUCAAUAUUUAACGUGAACGAUGGUGUGAACGGAAACAAGCAUAACAACACCAACAACAACAACAACAAGCGUUUUGUUAGCAAGAUUGCAUCUUUUCAGCAGUUCAUCCCUCAUGAUUUUGAUGCCAGCGACCAUGGAACCUCAAGUUUCCCCGUUUCUGCUGUGCAUCGGAUUGGGAUAUUAGAUGUUAGGAUUUUUAACACAGAUAGACAUGCGGGGAAUCUUCUAGUCAGGAAAGUUGAUGGUAUGGGUGGGUUUGGUCAGGUAGAUCUCAUUCCCAUUGACCAUGGCCUCUGUUUGCCUGAAAACCUGGAGGAUCCUUAUUUUGAGUGGAUUCAUUGGCCACAGGCUUCCAUUCCAUUCUCUGACGAUGAGCUUGAUUAUAUAGAUAGACUUGACCCUAUAAGAGACUCUGAGAUGCUUCGAUCUGAGCUACCCAUGAUCCGUGAAGCUUGUCUUCGCAUCUUGACCCUCUGCACCAUUUUCCUCAAGGAAGCUGCUUCUUAUGGACUGUGCCUUGCUGAGAUUGGCGAAAUGAUGAGCAGAGAAUUCCGUAGCGGAGAAGAGGAACCGAGCGAGCUUGAAUUCAUCUGCAUUGAGGCCAAAAGGCUUGUUGCUGAUAAAGAAUUCCCAUUGCUUACCGCCGGAGUCGAUGAUGACGAGUUUCAGUUCGAUAUAGACUGUGAAGACAGCUCAGGAUUUGACUUUAGUCCAAAAAUGGCCUUCACUGAUUUCACUUCAAAGAAUCCCUUUCACACUUCACUGUCAAAACUGGAAGAAAGCAUGGAGGAGGAGGAGGAGGAAGAAGAAGAGGGCAAUAAUAAGAUCCCUCCCCAUCUUCUCAGGUCUUCUUCUACUACCAAGAACGCGACCGUUUCAAAGCUCUCCAUGUCUCUCAAGAAAACCAGUCUCCUAGGGACAAAACAGGAAAGCUCAUCAUCAUCUGGCCACCACCGCAGCGCAAACGAGCAGCUUCCAGCGAGUGCCAAUUUUGUCAAGCUGUCCGACAUGAACGAGGAAGAGUGGGCCCUGUUUCUAGAGAAGUUUCUAGAGCUGCUCCCCCCGGCCUUUGGGAAGCGGAAGUCUGUGGCGCUCGGCCGGGGGCAGAGGCAGAGGCUUGGCACUUCAUGCCAGUUUUGAAGGCGUCUUUUUUUACCGUCUCUUUUUACCAUCAGAGGACUGGGGAAUAACUGAGGACUUCUCCAACUUGUGAGAGUGAAAGAAGGAUGUGUUUUUCCCAUUUCCACCCUGGAGAUGAAGAGGACUGUGAGGACCCAGAGGAGUGGUAGUGUUUUAGUAGGGUUUUGUAAAUAUUGGUGGAGGGGGUAGUGGUUUGGUGAGAGAGCCGUUUAUUUCUUUCUUACACUUUUUCUUUUCUUUCUUUCCUUUGGCUUUGUUACCGAGAACUGCCGAGGCAUGUUGGAUAAAUAAUAUGGACAACUCUAAAAAAAGGUUAUGUAGAUAUAUAUGUUUGGUCUGUUUUUGCUUUAUGACGUUUCUAAAUAUCUUGUUUGAAGUCUUAAAGUGUAUCAA
Cuscuta campestris is the source of this 2787-nucleotide messenger RNA. Lineage: Eukaryota; Viridiplantae; Streptophyta; Magnoliopsida; Solanales; Convolvulaceae. The record is from the annotation of a GenBank genome assembly.